Molecule: messenger RNA, 3005 nt
Organism: Chara braunii
Lineage: Eukaryota; Viridiplantae; Streptophyta; Charophyceae; Charales; Characeae
Source: the annotation of a GenBank genome assembly
GCGUGCUAGAAGGCAAGGUAAGUACCGGGGAGGCGAGGGAAUGAAUGAAUCUUGACGUACAAGUUGGAAAUGUACACCCUAAGUGAAAAAAUCUGAAACAUAAAAAAAAUAGAAAAGGCACGUUGGAAAUGUACACCCUAAGGAGGGUGGAGGGUAAUACGAGGGUGGAGGGGAAGAGCAGUCGCGUAUCAUGGUGAAGAGGCACGCAGCGGGGAGUCGGGGCACGGAUGUGGACGGGAUCGGGAGACUGUACGGAAGGGUGUUGCAAAGAAUGCGCUGCGCUUUCCAGAGAAGAGCAGUUGAAGAAGGAUGCGUUUGCUCUGUUGUGAAUACCAGCCCUAUUCUCCUCCGCGGGUGCAACGGUGGCCUCAGUGACUGCCACGUGUCAUCUUCAGAUUCGCCGCCACCGCUGUCCAGUGGAAGGGGGCUGAUGGGUUCCCUGGGCAGGAGGCCUUGUAUUCCUGUGGCUACUCUCCGGCUUAUCGCUGUUGCACUGGCUGUCUCGAUCACAGCCUGGACGUUUUUGCUCUCCACUGGUGGGCGCUAUUGCAGAGAUGACCUCCGAAAGAAGGUCAACGAAAUUUAUGCCCUGGGGUGGGAGGAUAUGACGAAGGGGUGGGAGGAAGACGACAGGGGGGUGCCUUUUGUGGGCCCGGUACAUUCGCAAUCGGAUACCGGCAGUGGGGGGAUACGACCGGUGAGACCUUUCGGAGGAGUCAUAGGGCGGCAGAUCAAGCUCGAUGGAGAACGGGGUACGGAGAGUGGUUUGCAUGCACAAGAUAUUAAGGAGAAGGACAAAGAUAGGGAUGAUUGGGAGGAUAAGGACAAAUGGUAUGAGCAGCUAGCUGAACCCACAGGCGCGGCUGAGCCAUCGUUAGCACAUCAGUUAGGAGGACUGCCUGCGAGGCGGACGUCGAAGUCGAGCAAUCAACUAGGAGCUACUCUACAAGAAGAAGAAGGAGGGGGAGUACAAGGGGGAGGCGUGAGAAGUGGCAAUUCUUCCUCUUCCUCCUCCUCCUCCUCCUCUUCUUCUUCUUCCUCGUCGUUGAUUUCUGGUCCAAGAGGAUCUUCUCCGACGACAGAGGAGGAUGUGUCGGUGAUGCAAACAUCCAGGCUGCAUCCUCCAACCUACAUUUCUAACAUUGUUUUUGGUAUUGCCGCUGCCGCCUCUCUGUGGGAGGAGAGAAAGGAGUAUGUGAAGUUGUGGUGGAAGCCUCAGUACCGCGGUUACGUCUGGUUCGAUGAACCGGUUAUCCGCGGCCCGUCGGAAAGGCACUUGUAUCCGCAAUUCCGCAUCUCGGAGGAUAUCACCAAUUUUCUGUUCACGAAUACCCAUGGUGUCCCUGCCGGGAUCAGACUGACGCGGAUUGUGUCAGAAACGUUUCGCAUGGGUUUGCCGGAUGUGCAUUGGUUUGUGAUGGGAGAUGACGACACGGUGUUUUCGGCGGAGAACCUGGCGGCGGUUUUGUCCAAGUACGAUCACAGAGAGAUGUAUUACAUAGGCAGCCACUCAGAGAGUCACACGCAGGACGUCCACUUCUCCUAUAGCAUGGCGUUUGGGGGAGGAGGGGUGGCAGUCAGCUACCCACUUGCCGAGGCGCUGCUGAAGUCUCAAGAUGACUGUAUUGGAAGAUAUCCUGAGCUGUACGGGAGCGACGACAGGUUGCAGGCGUGCGUUGCAGAGCUAGGCGUACCGCUGACGAGGGAGGCCGGCUUCCAUCAGAUGGAUAUAUAUGGAAACCCGUUCGGGGUACUGUCAACGCACCCGGUCGCGCCCUUCAUCUCGAUGCACCAUGUUGGUGUCAUUGACCCGUUGAUCCCCGGAGCAAGCCGAUUGGAUGGGCUUAAGCGAGCAACACUGGGGUUGCACGUGAAUCCGGGAAGUUUUUUGCAGCAAACGAUCUACAUCAACAAGACGAAGAAAUUCUCGUUGUCUGUGGCUUUUGGGUAUUCCGUCCAAUUUUUCCCAAGCGCAAUGAGGGUUCGCGAACUGGAGCGCCCCGAACUCACCUUUGAGUCCUGGCACCACAGUCGUGUACGGUACGAGUUCCCUUUCAACGUGCGGGUACCGGAUAAAUCAGUUUGCAAGCACCCAUCGAUCUUCUUCGUGACAUCAGUGACUACCAACGAAGCAGGCCAAGUGGUUAGCGUCUACUCGCGGGAUGCCACCAACGAUCGCAAGAAGAUCAAGGCGUGGUGUCGAUCGUCCAUCUUUCCAAAGGAAGACGUCAAGGAGGUGACGGUCAUCAAGGAGCCGGUCGAUUGGCGGUGGUUCAAGGACGAUGGAGGAGGAGGAGGAGGAGGAGGAGGAGGAGGAGGAGAGAAGGAGAAGACGAAAGUAGGUGGAGGAGAGAAGAAGAAGAAGAGAGGAGGAGGAGGAGGAGGAGGAGGNAAGAGAGGAGGAGGAGGAGGAGGAGGAGGAGGAGGAGGAGGAGGAGAGAAUGAGAAGACGAAAGUAGGUGGAGGAGAGAAGAAGAAGAAGAGAGGGGGAGGAGGAGGAGGAGGAGGAGGAGGAGGAGGAGAGAAGAGAAGAAGAACUGCAAUUGUGGAUGAAGGAAGAAGCUGGAAAAUAGGGGAUGGAGUUGGGAAGCGUGUAGAUUUUCGCAGGAUGUGAUUGAUUUGUUUGUAUUUUUCUGGUGGUUCAACAACCCCGUGAGGUAUUGUGGCCAGAUGCGUCAGCGCUCUGCUCUGCUUUCAAAUUGGUGGGCCCCGGCUGAUAGAUCAUUUGACAAUGGCAAAGGGCACAGAAGUGCAUCUGCCCUCUCCGUCGGUGGGCUGCAACUGGCGUCGGUCGACAAGGGAAAGGAGCGCGCGCAAACAUCUGAGGCCAUUGCAUAACGACCAGGUUCAUCUGCACUUUCCCUUAACGUAGGGAAAAGUCCAGAUGAAGGCCAACUAGCAUUGACGAAUCAUAUUUCAUUUCAAAAUGGCUGGCUCAAAUGCCAGGAAGGAGUGGGUAGCAUUGAUAAUUCGCAUGGAUGAAUGAAUGAAUGCCCAUUUGCAUG